GCAGCAGAAGCAGCAGCAGUGACGACCCAAGGCAUCCAGUGCAUCCCUCCAAAGGCUUGACUACUCGAGAAACUGUGUCCGUCGGGGUUUCAACCGGAUUCUUCGAGCUGUUUACCGGUUUGGCCGAGCGCGGACCACGUGUCGAAAUAAUGUUCAACAAAAUGAAUCCCUUAGCGUCCAAGCAGGUGUUAGUUUUCAUACUAAUUGCAUUAUCAUGUAUAUCUAUAACUAUGUGUAAUAGAGAAAUGAAUACUAAAAACAUUUCAAAAAUACCUACUCUAGAACUAGAUUUUGUAAUUGAUUAUGGCAUUAAACAAAUGGAUAUGCUUUCUCGCUUGGAAUAUUCGUUAGCAAAUGCCAAUAAAACUGUACAGAUUGGAAGUUCUUCUUUUGGACAGUUCAUUGAUUCUAAGCCAUCCACGGAAACUCUUGUAGAAUCCCGAUAUGCCGAGGUCGUUAUUAAAGCUACAACCUAUAUAGCGAACAAAUAUUUUUUAAUCUACGGAAAGGAUUCGGUGUUAUUUGCGAAGACUUUAUCUAACAUACAAUUGAACGAAACUUCUUUAGGUAAAAUGUGUGUUUCCUACAAAUUCAAAGCAAGUACUUGCCUAGUUAGGAACCUGAAAUAUCGGAGUUCAGAUGGUUCAUGUAAUAAUUUGAAAAAACCUUAUUGGGGAAAAUCAAACACAGCUUACCGUCGCAAUAUAUAUCCCUCAUACAAAGAUGGGAUAAGUGAAAUGAAUAAUCUGCUUCCCAAUCCCAGGGAGUUGAGCAAUAGUCUAGCUGAAUACAAAUACCACAUCGACACGGAUCGAACGAUGGCGGUUGGAAUCUGGGCUUUGUUCAUAGGCCAUGAUAUGUCCCACACCGCUGUUUCCAGUUCGGGGGCCACCAACAAAUCUAUCGAAUGUUGCGACGAAAGCGGAUCUCCGCUAUCGCCACGGUACAUGCACCCGUUGUGCGCGCCAAUCAAAAUAGCCGAUACCGAUCCGUAUUUUCGACCGUUGCGUCGCACUUGCAUGAACUACGUGCGUUCGGCACCGACCUUGCGAACUGAUUGCACGUUCGGACCUAGAGAACAAGUCAAUCAAGCCACCCACUACUUGGACGGGUCAAUGAUCUACGGUACUUCGUACCGGGUGAUGAAAUCGCUGAGGAAAAACUCGGGAGGUCUGAUGUUGAUGGAUUCGCUGUCACCCGACAACAUCACGGUGCUGCCGGUGUCCGACGACCCGACGCUAUGCCACACCGACGACAAGUGCUACAGGUCUGGCGACAGCAGGGUGAACUCGCAUCCGUAUUUGCUGGCCCUUUACACCGUGUGGGUGAAGGAGCACAAUCGGAUCGCCGGCGAACUAGCCCUAAUCAAUCCACACUGGAACGACGAGACGUUGUUUCAAGAGACCAGACGAAUAAUAAUAGCCAUGAUCCAGCACAUAACUUUCAACGAAUGGCUGCCCGUUUUAGUGAGCGACUCGCACUCCAACCCGUUUCUAAGGCAAUAUUUCGAUUUGACCGGGGCCGUUGAAAAUUACACCGACAACGUUGAUGCCACAACCACCAACGUUUUCGCGAACGUAAUAGUACCCAUGGCUUAUUCAGCGUUUGGCAUGCACAUAGUCUUGAAUCAUGAUGAUCAGCGAAUGAACAGCACAUAUGAAUCGAACAAGCAUUACAAUAAGAAACCGUACGAAAUGCUCACGUUGCAUUUCGACAAUUUGCUCAGAGGUUUUACCUCGCAGAAGACAGACCAAAUCGAUAUGUCUUUUUCGAAUCAUGUAACAAAUCAAUUGCAUGAGGAUAAUGGGUUUGGUAUGGACAUUGUGAGCUUGAGCAUACAACGUAGCCGUGAUCAUGGUAUUCCUAGUUUUACGAAAUUUAGAAGACCUUGUGAAUUGACCCCGAUAGAAAAUGAAAAAGAUUUGGUCAAGAUUAUGGACGAAACAAUUGUCAGUAAAUUAAUGAGAAUAUAUAAAAAUGUGGACGAUAUAGAACUCAUUGUAGGUGCACUAUUAGAGAAACCAGUAAAAGGUUCAAUGAUUGGCUCAACAAUGAUGUGUAUAAUCAGAGAUCAAUUAGUAAGAAUUAGAAUGGGGGACAGAUAUUUUUAUGAUUUGCCAAAAGUCUUCACACAAAACCAAUUGGCAGAAAUCAGAAAUGUAACUUUGGCCAGACUGUUGUGUUCUAAUAGCAAUGCUAUCAAGCAAGUUCAACUAAAUGUCUUUAAAACAGUUGAUGCAAACAAUGAUGCUGAAAUGUUUGAUUGUGAUUCAACAUUAAUUCCCAAACUGAACUUACAACAUUGGGUAGAAAUCAUUGAUUCAAACUUCAAAUAAAAAUUAUUUUAUUAAUUGCAUAGUACAAUAUUAGUUUUUAAAACUUCAAUAGUAAUAACUAA
This is a messenger RNA of Sipha flava (yellow sugarcane aphid), 2398 nucleotides long. Its product is annotated as peroxidase-like. Gene Ontology annotation, molecular function: peroxidase activity; heme binding. Bases 150 to 2336 code for a protein of 728 amino acids. The record is from RefSeq and is a predicted model, not a curated record. Lineage: Eukaryota; Metazoa; Arthropoda; Insecta; Hemiptera; Aphididae. The transcript is spliced from 11 exons. Gene Ontology annotation, biological process: response to oxidative stress.